AUGCGCGUCCCGUGCACGCCCGUUGCUCGGCUAAACAAUCACCGGGCCUUUGUCAACGGUAUUGCCUGGGCUCCGCACUCUAGCUGCCAUUUGUGCUCUGCAGCUGACGAUUGCCAGGCCUUAAUCUGGGAUAUCCGAUCUAUGCCCCGAGCCAUCGAGGAUCCGAUUCUAGCCUACACGGCCCAGGCUGAGAUCAAUCAAAUCCAAUGGAGUGCCGCUCAUCUUGACUGGAUUGCCAUUUGCUACAACAAUUCCCUCGAGAUACUUCGUGUCUAG
Protopolystoma xenopodis is the source of this 276-nucleotide messenger RNA. The record is from the annotation of a GenBank genome assembly. NCBI's taxonomy places the organism in Eukaryota, Metazoa, Platyhelminthes, Monogenea, Polystomatidea, Polystomatidae.